UCAAGACAGUUACGGAGAAGAGUUGAAAACACCUGAUGAUUUCAUGGACAAUCCGCUCCAUAUCUCAUUUAAGUGUUGAAAGAUAAUCUACCUCGAAUCUUGAUUUUUGUUGAGUUUUGUGUUAUUUAUCUGAAGCCUCUCCAGUUGUAAAUCUCAUAUUGUUCAUUUUUAUAGAAAUAAUUAGAAAUAACGUAACUAGGUGAUAAGGAAACAUUGCACUAUAUUUUGGAUUGUUUCUAUUCUACUAUUUUGCACUAAAAUAUUGGUGAAGAUGCACACCACGCAGAAGGACACGACCUACACGAAGAUUUUUGUCGGGGGUCUUCCGUAUCACACCACGGAUUCCAGUCUCAGGAAAUAUUUUGAAGUGUUCGGAGAAAUUGAAGAAGCUGUCGUGAUUACCGAUCGACAGACCGGCAAAUCCAGGGGGUAUGGAUUUGUGACGAUGGCUGACCGCUCGGCUGCAGACAGGGCCUGUAAAGAUCCGAACCCCAUCAUCGACGGUAGGAAAGCCAAUGUCAACCUGGCGUACCUGGGGGCCAAGCCACGGGUGAUGCAGCCAGGUUUCACCUUUGGUGUUCCACAAAUUCAUCCUGCCUUUAUCCAAAGGCCUUAUGGGAUCCCUGCUCACUAUGUGUACCCUCAGGCCUUCAUGCAGCCAAGCACCAUGGUCAUCCCUCACGGCAUGCAGCCCAGUGCUGCCUCUGCCUCCACCGCCUCCUCCCCGUACAUCGACUACACCGGAGCAGCCUACGCACAGUACUCCGCCGCCGCGGCUAGCGCUGCUGCCGCCGCAGCCUACGAGCAGUAUCCCUACGCCGCCUCCCCUGCGGCAGCCGGGUACCUAACCGCAGCCGGUUAUGGCUAUGUUCAGCAGCCCCUGGCUACGGCCGCACCGGGUUCAGCCGUCGCUGCAGCCGCAGCCUUCGGUCAGUACCAGCCUCAGCAGCUGCAAGCAGACCGCAUGCAAUAGCAGCCACUGCAGCCAUUGGACACAACGGGAUGGGAGGCCCGCGGCCGGCCUCGGCUGAUUGGCUGUGAAGAGGAUAGGACGAUGAAGAGGAAGAGAGAGGGGCCAUGUCGGUGAUGAUGAUGGUGAGGUGGGAACUCCAUACAGUAGCUUUCCAACUUGCUGUGUUUAAACCAAAAACUUUAUAAAUUCACAAAACUAAGUAAGGAAGGUGGAUUUAUCCUUAUGAUUAUUAUUGUUGUUAUUAAUAUAAUUAUUACUAUCAUUAUAAUUGUAGUAGAGUAUUUAUUUCUAGAGGAGAAAUGCAACAACUAAUCACAGUGGUUGUAGCUUGGUGUAAAACAUGACUUUAUGUUCCAUUGCUGUCAUUAACAUAGGAGAGAGAGAGCGUUCUCUUUAUGGGACACUUAGACGUGUCCCGAAGUGCCCUUGCAACCUAUAUUUACUAUCACGUUUCGAGGGCUCUUGUCCUUCUGUCUUUUCAAGUGCAUUGAAGUAAAUUGUCUGAUAAUCAGGGAAAUGUAUCAGUUUCCAGUGUGUUAGUAAAGACAACCUCUGCAUGUCAGGGAGUAGUUGAAAUAACUGUGGAGAAAAUGAGAAGAUUUGUAGCUUGUGUCACACGUUAAGAACUACCUUUUUAACUUCCUGAUGAUGAAUGUCCCUUUUUUGACUCUGUAUCUUGACCUCUUGACCUAUGCAAAGCAAACAAUUUAGCAGGAGACAAAAAAACUGCAGGAAUAACCGAAAAUGCCGUCAACUCUUCAAAGCGCAUCACAAACAAUAUGAAGGCAACUCACAGAGAGAGAAAGAAAAGCAUGUUUUCAGACAAUGAGAAGCACCAAAUCUGUUAGUCUCAAACACAUACACAUGGCUGCAUGCAAACACACGCACACACACACACACGCAUACGCAGUUGCGUACAUAGUGGUAAAGGUCAAUGGACCCAGUCGUGGUCUCUGCCUCUGUGCAAUGGGAUCUAGUCAGAGAGAAAGAGAGAGAGAGGGAGGGAGAGAGAGAGGGAGCAGCUGGGGAGGGGUCUGGGGAGGGGUCUGGGGAGGGGGCUGGGGAGGGGUCUGGGGAGGCGGCUGGGGAGGGGGCUGGGGAGGGGUCUGGCACAGUUCGCCCAGCGCCACACAGACGGAUCACUCUGGAAAUAACGCAUCACUUGUCCUCAUUUGUUGAGCUGUCACAUUUUAAUCCCGGGGCCCAUUUGGGAACUGUCUCUCCUCUGUCCUGCCUGCCUGGCCCUGUCAGCACUUCCACCUCUGUCCUUUAUCCUUUGUCCUAGAGCCGACCGACUGGGCUGGUGUCAGGUACACACACACUUCCCUCCUAUGCUAACCCUCACCAACCCCCUGGCCCUGUACCCACUCCUCACAGCCUCACCAACCCCCUGACCCUGUACCCACUCCUCAUAGCCUCACCAACCCCCUGACCCUGUACCAACUCCUCACAGACUCACCAACCCCCUGACCCUGUACCCACUCCUCACAGCCUCACCAACCCCCUGACCCUGUACCCACUCCUCACAGCCUCACCAACCCCUGACCCUGUACCCACUCCUCAUAGCCUCACC
Messenger RNA from Oncorhynchus gorbuscha (pink salmon), 2546 nucleotides. RefSeq names its product RNA binding motif protein 24a (gene rbm24a). Gene Ontology annotation, molecular function: mRNA 3'-UTR binding. The coding region runs from base 272 to 973 and encodes 233 amino acids. The transcript has 4 exons. Gene Ontology annotation, cellular component: cytosol. The record is from RefSeq and is a predicted model, not a curated record. NCBI's taxonomy places the organism in Eukaryota, Metazoa, Chordata, Actinopteri, Salmoniformes, Salmonidae.